GAGCCAGAGCGACUCUGCCCGAGAGGCUAAGGCUGCGAGUCCAGCCCGGAGCCCAAGCAGAACCCCAGCCACUCCUGGCCCGCCCUGCAGCCCCUCCGCCCAAUGAAACUGACCACGAUGAUCAAGAAGAUGUGCCCGAGCAACUCGGAGCUGAGCAUACCGGCCAGGAAUUGCUCCCGCCUGGUCAUCCUCGGCUCGUCCAAGGUGGGCAAGACGGCCAUCGUGUCGCGCUUCCUCACGGGCCGCUUCGAGGACGCCUACACGCCCACCGUGGAGGACUUCCACCGCAAGUUCUACGCCAUCCGCGGCGAGCUCUACCAGCUCGACAUCCUCGACACCUCGGGGCCCCCUUGGCAGCCCCCUCACCGCCUCUCCUGCUCUGCCCCCGCAGGAGACGUUUUCAUUCUGGUGUUCAGCCUGGACAACCGCGAAUCCUUCGAGGAGGCGCAGAGGCUCAAGCAGCAGAUCCUGGACACCAAGUCCUGCCUCAGGAACAAACCCAAGGGGCGGGCGGACGUGCCCCUGGUGCUGUGCGGCAACAAGGGCGACCGCGACCUCCACCGCGAGGUGGAGCCGGCCGAGGUCCGGCAGCUGCUGGGCGACGGCCCCCCGCGCUGCGCCUACUUCGAGGUCUCGGCCAAAAAGAACAGCAGCCUGGACCCCAUGUUCCGGGCGCUCUUCGCCAUGGCCGGGCUGCCCGGGGAGAUGAGCCCGGGCCUGCACCGCCGGCUGUCCGCGCAGCACUGCGAGGCGCUGCACCAGGCGCUGCGGGGCGGGAAGCCGCUGCGCGCCGGCGGCCCGGGGGGCGCCUUGGGCAUCGUGGCGCCCUUCGCGCGCCGGCCCAGCGUGCACAGCGACCUCCUGUGCGUGCGCGAGAAGGUGGGCGGCCAGGCCAAGGACAGGGAGCGCUGCGUGAUCAGCUAGGGCUCCCGCUCCCCCAGGCCGACAGCAGGACCGAAGGAAGACCCUGUUGUUUAAAAGUAAAAUCCAGGUCCGGGCUGGCCCUGAGCUUCAAGUGUCCUGGCGUCUUCCCUCCCCCGAGCCCGGCCCGCCAACUGGGAGGU
Molecule: messenger RNA, 1064 nt
Organism: Myotis lucifugus (little brown bat)
Lineage: Eukaryota; Metazoa; Chordata; Mammalia; Chiroptera; Vespertilionidae
Gene: RASD1
Product: ras related dexamethasone induced 1
Exons: 2
Coding region: 103-924 (273 amino acids)
Molecular function (GO): GTP binding; GTPase activity
Source: RefSeq, a predicted model, not a curated record